Entrophospora sp. SA101 is the source of this 477-nucleotide messenger RNA. NCBI's taxonomy places the organism in Eukaryota, Fungi, Glomeromycota, Glomeromycetes, Entrophosporales, Entrophosporaceae. The record is from the annotation of a GenBank genome assembly.
AUGUUCUUUAUAAAAAAAUUAACACACACAAUUCAACUACAUCCUUCAUUUUUCACACAAAAUUUUAAUAAUUAUUUAGCUGCAAGGUUAUAUGCAGAUGUCGAAGGAAAAUGUUCUGGAAGAUUUGGUUAUGUGAUUUGUGUGUUAGAUACUAUAGAGAGUUUAGACAUUUCUAAUGGAAAAGUUAUACCUUCACAUGGAAUAGCUGAAUUUGAGGUAAAUUAUAGAGCUGUUGUUUAUAAACCUUUUAAAGGAGAAGUGGUGGAUGCUAUAGUCAGUCAAGUUAAUAAAAUGGGAUUUUUUGCAGAUGUUGGUCCUUUACAAAUUUUUGUGUCUAGUCAUUUAAUUCCUCAAGAUCUUACAUUUGACUCAAGUCGGAAUCCACCAGCUUUUGUUGAAAAUGAAAAUACAGUACUAGAAAAAGGCAGUCAUGUAAGGAUCAAAAUAGUCGGAACAAGGUUUGAUGCAACUGAUAUU